AUGGAGGUCAACCAAGAGUCUAUACGGCAGCUCGAGCCCUACUGUUCCGAGUUUCUCAUCCACGCCGCCGACAACGAAGGAUUGCAAAAGGGCGUCGAUGAGGAACUCGUUAAGAAACUAGCAGAAUGGUGCACGAUUCCCGUCACGUACGCCGGCGGCGCGCGGCACCUUGAGGACUUGAGCCACGUGAGGACGAUUAGCGGCGGAAAGGUGGACUUGACCAUUGGCAGUGCCCUGGAUUGCUUCGGCGGCGAGGGUGUCAAGCUUGACGAUUGCGUGGCCUGGAAUAAGCGCCAGUAG
Molecule: messenger RNA, 300 nt
Organism: Parascedosporium putredinis
Lineage: Eukaryota; Fungi; Ascomycota; Sordariomycetes; Microascales; Microascaceae
Source: the annotation of a GenBank genome assembly